Molecule: messenger RNA, 5344 nt
Organism: Haliotis rufescens (red abalone)
Lineage: Eukaryota; Metazoa; Mollusca; Gastropoda; Lepetellida; Haliotidae
Exons: 3
Coding region: 172-1074 (300 amino acids)
Source: RefSeq, a predicted model, not a curated record
AACGGGUAAACAACAUGGCCGCGCCCUAGGACACUAUUGUUGACUACAUACAAACAUGUAUGUCGACAUAUCACGGCUUGGAUUACAUAUUCUCUAGCUCGACAUCGCACAAAAAAGCAAUAAUGGUCCCGCCAUGACAGAUCAGUCUAACACUGCGGUUUGGUACGCGUCAUGACCAGUCAAGUAACCCGGAAGAAGCCAUUGAUCCGGGCACCUGCAAUAUGGCGAAAGCGCGUGUGUCGGUGUCGGGAGGGGGUGUUGCUAUGUUUCGGCAUCCCCCUGCUCCCCCCUUCAGCCAUGCUCCUGGGGUUUGCCUUCAUGACGCAGCCAGACAUCGGGGUCUUCCAUAUAUGUGGCAUCGUCCUCACAUGCGUGUCGGUAGUGUGCAUCACCGCAGCAAUAGUGAUAAGACUGGCGCACCGACUCGCUCCUUCCACACACAUUAACCAAGUGAACAAGUCGGACACAGAGGAUCCUGGGCUCCACACACCCAGACUGAGGCCGCCUUCAUCCUCGUCUAUGGCUUCCGGAAACGGAAACAGCGAUGUGAAGAUGCGCAUGGUCAAACUAUCCCCAUCUUCUUUAGCAGCGGAAUCGGAGCUACCCUACCGCCCCAGGAAGAAGCGGAAGCGGAAACGCGGUGAAAAGUCUAAAACUAUUCUUCCGCCGGUGAAGGAGGAGGAUGGGCGUGCAAGGUUCGAGCAGUCCAUUAAAGAGAGGGAGAAGGACGGGGUUAGGAAGCUCCACAAACGGACUAAGUCUGAGAGUACGAAAGGAUUUGAGAAAUUCGUGCCACCUGCUGCACCACCAAAACUAGCACUGACUAAAAAACAUUUACGAAUGUUGGGUCUCCAUGACAACCAAGGUUCUGAGGAGAGUCUCCAGAUGAAGAGAUCCAUGUCGAUGUCAGAUAUUGGAGACUCGGCCUCGGAGCGUCUCAGUGUUGACUUCCCCGAUACGCCCUCGGGGGGCAGGAGGGAGGACGAUGGCAGCAUCACGGCCCGGCCUGUGUUGGUGCACACGUCGGCUGCUAGAACCGGCGUCAGGGCUUCCAAAUUUGCAUCGGUGUUAUGACAUCCUGUGGACCUCGAAAUCAAGAACGGGUAUCAACCAGUUUGCAUGAUGCAUAACUAUCUGGUGGACAUGUUUGUUUUCAGUUGUUUUUUUGUGUCAAGUUAAAACCUCGGCUUCCAGUGCACGUAGACACAGACAGCAUACCGCUCCUGUAUCUUGACAGAGCUGGGACACAUGUAGACACAGACAGGACACCGCUUCUGUAUCUUGACAGAGUUGGGACACAUGUAGACACAGACAGCUCCUGUAUCUUGACAGAGUUGGGACACAUGUAGACACAGACAGUCCUGCAUCUUGACGGAGUUGGGACACAUGUAGACACAGACAGCACUAUGCGUCUGUAUAUUGAUAGAGCUGGGACACAUGUAGACAAAGACAGUACACCGCUUCGGUAUCUUGACAGAGUUGGGACACAUGUAGACACAGUACACCGCUUCGGUAUCUUGACAGAGUGGGACACAUGUAGACACAGACAGUCCUGCAUCUUGACAGAGUUGGGACACAUGUAGACACAGACAGCUCCUGUAUCUUGACAGAGUUGGGACACAUGUAGACACAGUACACCGCUUCGGUAUCUUGACAGAGUUAGGACACAUGUGGACACAGGCAGUUCUGCAUUUUCACAGAGUUGGGACACAUGUAGACACAGACAGUCCUGCAUCUUGACAGAGUUGGGACACAAGUAGACACAGACAGUCCUGCAUUUUCACACAGUUGGGACACAUGUGGACACAGGCAGCUUCUGUAUCUUGACAGAGUUGUGACACAUGUAGACACAGACAGUCCUGCAUUUGACAGAGUUGGGACACAUGUAGACACAGUACACCGCUUCGGUAUCUUGACAGAGUUAGGACACAUGUGGACACAGGCAGUCCUGCAUUUUCACAGAGUUGGGACACAUGUAGACACAGACAGUCCUGUAUCUUGACAGAGUUGGGACACAAGUAGACACAGACAGUCCUGCAUCUUGACAGAGUUGGGACACAUGUAGACACAGACAGUCCUGCAUCUUGACAGAGUUGGGACACAUGUAGACAAAGACAGCACACCGCUCCUUCAUCUUGACAGAGUUGGGACACAUGUAGACAAAGACAGCACACCACUCCUUCAUCUUGACAGAGUUGGGACACAUGUAGACACAGUACACCGCUUCGGUAUCUUGACAGAGUUAGGACACAUGUGGACACAGGCAGUCCUGCAUUUUCACAGAGUUGGGACACAUGUAGACACAGACAGUCCUGCAUCUUGACAGAGUUGGGACACAUGUAGACAAAGACAGCACACCGCUCCUUCAUCUUGACAGAGUUGGGACACAUGUAGACAAAGACAGCACACCGCUCCUUCAUCUUGACAGAGUUGGGACACAUGUAGACAAAGACAGCACACCGCUCCUUCAUCUUGACAGAGUUGGGACACAUGUAGACAAAGACAGCACACCACUCCUUCAUCUUGACAGAGUUGGGACACAUGUAGACACAGUACACCGCUUCGGUAUCUUGACAGAGUUAGGACACAUGUGGACACAGGCAGUCCUGCAUUUUCACAGAGUUGGGACACAUGUAGACACAGACAGUCCUGCAUCUUGACAGAGUUGGGACACAUGUAGACAAAGACAGCACACCGCUCCUUCAUCUUGACAGAGUUGGGACACAUGUAGACAAAGACAGCACACCGCUCCUUCAUCUUGACAGAGUUGGGACACAUGUAGACAAAGACAGCACACCGCUCCUUCAUCUUGACAGAGUUGGGACACAUGUAGACAAAGACAGCACACCACUCCUUCAUCUUGACAGAGUUGGGACACAUGUAGACACAGUACACCGCUUCGGUAUCUUGACAGAGUUAGGACACAUGUGGACACAGGCAGUCCUGCAUUUUCACAGAGUUGGGACACAUGUAGACACAGACAGUCCUGCAUCUUGACAGAGUUGGGACACAUGUAGACAAAGACAGCACACCGCUCCUUCAUCUUGACAGAGUUGGGACACAUGUAGACAAAGACAGCACACCGCUCCUUCAUCUUGACAGAGUUGGGACACAUGUAGACAAAGACAGCACACCACUCCUUCAUCUUGACAGAGUUGGGACACAUGUAGACACAGUACACCGCUUCGGUAUCUUGACAGAGUUAGGACACAUGUGGACACAGGCAGUCCUGCAUUUUCACAGAGUUGGGACACAUGUAGACACAGACAGUCCUGCAUCUUGACAGAGUUGGGACACAUGUAGACACAGACAGUCCUGCAUCUUGACGGAGUUGGGACACAUGUAGACACAGACAGUCCUGCAUCUUGACAGAGUUGGGACACAUGUAGACACAGACAGUCCUGCAUCUUGACAGAGUUGGGACACAUGUAGACAAAGACAGCACACCGCUCCUUCAUCUUGACAGAGUUGGGACACAUGUAGACAAAGACAGCACACCGCUCCUUCAUCUUGACAGAGUUGGGACACAUGUAGACAAAGACAGCACACCGCUCCUUCAUCUUGACAGAGUUGGGACACAUGUAGACACAGACAGUCCUGUAUCUUGACAGAGUUGGGACACAUGUAGACACAGACAGUCCUGCAUCUUGACAGAGUUGGGACACAUGUAGACACAGACAGUCCUGCAUCUUGACAGAGUUGGGACACAUGUAGACAAAGACAGCACACCGCUCCUUCAUCUUGACAGAGUUGGGACACAUGUAGACAAAGACAGCACACCGCUCCUUCAUCUUGACAGAGUUGGGACACAUGUAGACAAAGACAGCACACCGCUCCUUCAUCUUGACAGAGUUGGGACACAUGUAGACAAAGACAGCACACCGCUCCUUCAUCUUGACAGAGUUGGGACACAUGUAGACAAAGACAGCACACCGCUCCUUCAUCUUGACAGAGUUGGGACACAUGUAGACAAAGACAGCACACCGCUUCUUGAUACUUGAGAGACUGUGUGGCAGCACCACAAUGAUGCGGUUACAGACGAUGUUUCAGCAGGACCGCGUGUGUGGCAUCCUUAGAAGACAUGGAAGGGAAGCAGAGGCAUCAGCUGAAGACGUCAUGCAUAAGAAAGAUCAAUUCGUUUGAAAAGGGUUAAAAUCCAAUUCAUUUGCUCAAAAUGUCGGGAUUAGAAAAUAAGAUUUGCAUGUGUUUAUUUUAAGCUAUGGUACAUUUCAAACUGCUGAACUACAUUAUCUCAUAACAGUUUGUGAAAGUCAAGAUGAUGACUGCAACCACUUUGAUUGACUAUUGUGGUGCAUGUGUCCGGUGAUCCGUGUGUCCGGUACUUGCAGUGUCCACAAUUCACAACAUUUCGGGUACAUGGCUAGAUCAUGUGUGGUUUGUAUUACACUAACGUGCUUAAAUGAUUACGUUGUAUAUGAGUUAGAUCAGGUAUUUUAACCAAAUUUCGUUCCAUUUGUCUAUUUUGAGUACACAACACUAACCUUUCUUACUAACCAUUCUGGAACAAAUGUAUCGACGGACCUACAGGAUGAAGCAUGGCAGGACAGAACAGAAGCUAACAGUUAAAGGUUCACUCGUAGAGAAGUCUCCCACGAUGCAAUCCAUGGCGGACGAUGCUUUGUUUACAGGCUACCGUCGCCUGGCUUGUGUACUGCUGUGCGGGACAUACAAUACAUACUUGCCUUUGUAUGCAAACUGUAUGAAUGGUGGGUGCUACCGGUAGGGCAGGACUUGCUUACUUUCGCAAACACCGGUUGUCAUCACUGAUUUUCAUCGGUCCAUUCAUAUAAUUUCCACAGGUAUUUUGCCCUUUACACCAAAGGGAAUCUGUUUCGGCGGAUAAUCUAAACUCAGUCUGUUUAUUCUCUUGCAUUGGCAAUUUAUAUUUAUUGACCUUUCGGAGCAGGAUGAGUGGAAACUGGAAGUUGGACGUUGAGACACAGUUACGCGUUGUGCUCCAGAUCUAGCCUCACGUACUGCCUUCUUCUACGACGGGUUUAUCCCUGCUCCCAUACCAUCUGUGAUAUCAUUGCUUUAUACCACUGCUAACAUCUCCCGUUUAACCAAUGUCACAUAUGUGAUAUGAAUGUGACCAAAGGCACACUAUCAUGUGAUAACACCGUUUUCAUUGAAUGGGAGAUUGGGAUAAAGACUAUAUGUAAUUAACUAUCAGUACAUGUAAUGAUAUACAUUGCAUGCAUAUUUUUUCAUGUCAAGGGUGAAUCUGGUUGUAUGAAAUGUUUUGUCAAUGAUUUUGUGCAUGUUCAUGUUUGUACAGCAUUUCAAAAAUACCUGGUGAAUAAAUAACACAUGUUGUAAAGUG